AUGUUGAGAUCAAUAGUAAGAAAUUUAGGACGUGGUGGAGUUAUGCCGCAGUAUCUGCCGCGUAGUGGAAGCUCACGCGUUUUUGGUAUAAGCGCGAUUCGAUGGAAUUCUAUUGAAUCUGCAACUAAUAUAAGUGCAGAUAGAGGUACUGCUAAUGUUGAUGACAAACGAUGGGUUCAAUCUGGAGGAAAUCCUAAGCCAACACAUCCUGACGCCGAUACGCAUCCAAUAGCCAAAGCAAUUCUCGAUAGACAUUCUCAAUAUUUAUUAAACACUUACGCUCGUCCACCAUUAAUCUUCACACAUGGCAAUGGUUGUUACCUGUAUGAUUAUGCAAGCCGUCAAUAUUUAGAUUUUACCGCUGGAAUCGCAGUCAAUGGAUUAGGCCACGCUGAUCCCCAACUUUCGGAAAUAGUCCACGAUCAAACACAACGAUUAAUACAUUUGAGCAAUUUGUAUCAUAAUGAAUACGCGGGUGAAUUGGCUGAAGUAUUGAUAAAAGCCACGCGGGAAAAUGAUGGAUUUGAUGCGGCCAAAGUGUUUUUCUCAAACUCAGGAACUGAGGCAAAUGAAGGCGCAUUGAAAUUUGCAAGAAAAUGGGGAAAAUAUAUUGCAAAAGAAAUCGGAGUAGAUGAGGAUGAAAAAUACAGAAUUGUAUCAUUUAUAAAUGGAUUUCAUGGAAGAUCUAUGGGUGCAUUAUCUGCUACACCGGCUCCUAAAUAUCAAAAGCCAUUUUCACCAUUAAUCCCUGGAUGUUCCUAUGCUCCAUUUAACGACGUGACAAAGAUUAAUGAAUUUGUCACUCCAGAGACUUGUGCUGCUAUUGUUGAACCAAUUCAAGGUGAAGGUGGUGUUUUUGAAGCAAGUAUUGAAUUUUUGGAGGCAUUGAAAGCUAGAUGUCAAGAAGUUGGCGCUUUGUUGAUUUACGACGAGAUUCAGUGUGGUCUCGGUCGAACUGGAAAAUUAUGGGCACAUCAAAAUCUGCCGAAAUCUUGCCACCCUGAUAUAUUGACAAUGGCGAAACCAAUGGCUAACGGAUUACCAAUUGGUGGCAUAAUGGUCACAAAUCGUGUAGCAGAUUUAAUUACAAUUGGUGAUCAUGGAACUACUUUUGGUGGUAAUCCUCUUGCAUGUCGUGCAGGAAUUUACGUAGUAUCAAGAAUAAACACACCCGAACUGUUAGGCAACGUCAAUACAGUCGGGACAUAUCUUCGCACAUCAUUAGAAAAUCUUUCAGCAAAACAUCCUUCAUUAAUCACCGAGAUAAGAGGUCGUGGCUUAAUUCUUGGGAUGCAAUUCUCGCGUGAUCCCACACCUCUUGUACAAUUGGCAAGAGAACGUGGCUUGUUGAUUAUUACAGCGGGAAAUAAUACCGUGCGUAUUGUACCGCCAUUGAUUCUGACAAAGGAUCAAGCGUCCCAUGGUGUUAAGAUAAUAGAAGAGGCUGUAGAGUUGUUUGAAAAGGAAGUUAAUUAA
Messenger RNA from Ambispora leptoticha, 1476 nucleotides. The record is from the annotation of a GenBank genome assembly. NCBI's taxonomy places the organism in Eukaryota, Fungi, Glomeromycota, Glomeromycetes, Archaeosporales, Ambisporaceae.